CGCCAGUUCACAGCAGGAGACACCCACACAUGGCGCUGCGCGAGCUGCCGUUGCGGACAGCGUCUGCAUUCUGCAGCCAUGUCAGACCCGUUGCGCAGCUUGUCCGGCCAUCCUUCCGCCGCAAUUCCUCCUCGGAGGCGCUCUACGGCAUCGAACCAUGGUCGCCUUUUUCAGUCCCUCCGCCGUCAGAGGAGCUCUCGAAGACGUUCGAUCCGGUCGCGCGUAGCAAGCUGAGGCGACGGGGAAAGAGGGAGCUCCCCCCGAGCAGAUACCAGUACCGCCCGCCCAAGUACUACCGCGGCCGUCUUCAUCCCCACCAGCCUCCGCCAGUGUCCGAUCCCUCAUCGCGUCUCUUUCAGCCUGGUCCUUUUAGUCUUCCGCGCCUCGAGCAGACGUACCAAAGCACCAUCGCCCCAGACGUCCUUACCCUCACGUAUCAGCAUUACCCGCCAGGCUACCGAGCUCCGAAGCUAGACCAAAGACUACGGGAAUGGACAGGAGAGUCUCCGUACUUCAGAAAUCGGCCCUUACGGCCGCCGCGAGGGCGCGGUGAUCAUCUUCGGCUCCUGACGCCUCCCCGAACGUUCCGCAACGUCCCGAAGAUCACCAAAGUUACCAUUCAUUCCAUGGUCCCCGAGGCUCAGGAAAACAGCGCGCACUUACACGUCGCCGGGAUGAUAGUGCAGGCAAUAAGCAACAUCCGCGCAACGACGCACAAAGCGAGGCACAACGUAGUCGGAUGGGGUUUGCGCGAAGGGAAAUACGUAUCUGUUACCGCCAACAUGGAGCGUGAGGAUGCGCAUCACUUCUUGGCGAAGCUUGUCGAUGUGGUAUUGCCACGCAUAAAAGAAUGGAAAGGCGUACCAGCGUCGUCCGGUGAUGGCGCCGGCAACAUGACCUUUGGUCUGACGCCCGACCAGGUUGCCCUCUUCCCUGAGGUCGAGGUGAAUUACGAUGCCUAUCCGCCAAAGAUGAUUCCAGGGUGUCACAUUACCAUCCAGACCGACGCGACGAACAACAAGGACGCCCGACUACUACUACAAGCGAUCGGCCUACCAUUCUUCGGAAAGCUUAACGACUAGAUGUUUGCGGCCCUGCUCGUGUACAAAACAUGUAUCAACCGUAAGAUUUCCAUGUACUUCUUGGCUGCGGUGUUGCUCGCCACAACAAAGAAUUGUAUUUUCCGACGCCUAAAGUUGUCCUUUGUCCCCUUGUGAAUUUUGGGUACUUGUGCGCCAUUCUUUGAGACACUGUCUUUAUUUAGCACCAGACAAUGUGAUUGUCUAUCGGCUGUCUUUUGCAUC
Trematosphaeria pertusa is the source of this 1304-nucleotide messenger RNA. Its product is annotated as ribosomal protein L5. Gene Ontology annotation, biological process: translation. Gene Ontology annotation, cellular component: ribosome; cytosolic large ribosomal subunit. The transcript is spliced from 3 exons. Gene Ontology annotation, molecular function: RNA binding; structural constituent of ribosome. NCBI's taxonomy places the organism in Eukaryota, Fungi, Ascomycota, Dothideomycetes, Pleosporales, Trematosphaeriaceae. The record is from RefSeq and is a predicted model, not a curated record. Bases 30 to 1082 code for a protein of 350 amino acids.